Seminavis robusta is the source of this 1497-nucleotide messenger RNA. NCBI's taxonomy places the organism in Eukaryota, Bacillariophyta, Bacillariophyceae, Naviculales, Naviculaceae. The record is from the annotation of a GenBank genome assembly.
AUGAGCAACGAAACAACUGACGAACAACGUGCUUUGUCCACCAUUCCGUACCAUGAACUGGGAGCAGUGCAUCCAGAUGCCAGUGUUGUCGGACCAACGGAAAGGUAUUACAAAUGUGGUGGUGAAAAGGCUGCUGAUCUCAUGGCAAUGUGUAUUGGUCUUAAGACUUUUGACUUACGUGAGGCAGGGAAUGUCGAUGUGGAGCCAUACUGCUCAAUGAAGUUGAAGAAGAAGGUAACACCAACACAGAAACACUUCUGUGAGGAGAUACGUCGCCGAUGCAUCCUUGAAGGCCUUGUUCCUGGACCAAAAUGUGGAAACUGGGAAAAGAAGAAGUGUGUUGCUUGGCUUCAGGCACAUCCCCUUGAUAACAAGAACGAUCGUGCCUUUGUUAUUGCCGAAGAGCGCAAACUCUUUGAUAUGGUGACGAAGUCUGACUUGGAGAAAGAGGAUAAGAGUGAAAAGAAAGAGAAGGCUUCUCCCUGGGUUGAUACUCAGCCAUACAUACGUCUCAUUGAGUGUAUGUUGGACGAUUCCAUCCGCGAAUCCUUCCUUGAGAUGCACAGGUUGGGUGACAGAGAGGAGUUAGAUGCACGCAACUCAGAAGACAGGCCAGAAACAGUUUUCGAGUCUUGCGCACGUUUGUUCAAUGAUCCAAACCAUGAGGUUUUCUCACGCUGCUUACCUGAUCUCCACUUCACCUUUGCUGAAGUUUUGGAUUGUUGCUUUGAUCACAUGCCAGGACGUAUUACUCCAGAUGAGGUCAAGCGCCGCUGGGGUGACUGUCGAGCCAAGCUGAUCAAAAUAAUCGCAAAAUGGGAACUCAGUGGCAAUGGUUUCGGCCAGCGUGUCGAGGAAGAUGAUGAAUUCGGCCAUAUGGGAGACGAUGAGUUGCAGUGUGGUGAAAACAGGGCAAAUUUCCUUGACUCCAAGACCAAGGAACACAUCCUGUACUUGUGGCAUGUUUCCGAUGAUCAGGAAAUUCUGAAGAACGUCUUGUCUGUUAUCUCUGAGUCUUGUGCCGCAAGUACAUUGGCCUGUUCUUCCGUUGCUCCCUCGGAUAAUGCAAGUGCCCGCAAGAGGAAGGUUGACGAAAGAGCCCUUGGUUUCUUCCGUGCCAAGAUGAGUCUUGCCAUGCACACUAUGUCUCGUGCCGCCAUCUGGAAGGAACUUCGCGAGACACAAGAAAAGCUGUUCGAGUCUCAGUUGAAAGUGAUGAAGACGAAGAGCACAAACUUGAGCGAGCUGUACAUGGGACGCAUUCGUAUGUUGGAAGCUAACUGCACCGCCAUUCAGGAAUGCCUUGAUACCUUGGAUUGCGAAGAGGCCUUGAACCCAAGGAAGAAGAAAAAGAAGAGGAAGAAUGUCCCCACCCAAGUCCGUGUGGCUGCAGGAGUUCUCGACAGUGAUGACAGUGACGACAGCGAUGAUGAGGACGAUGAUGAAGAUGAUGCCAAUGAUCCUGCUGGGUCGAAAGCAGCGUCCAUCGGAUAUUGA